Messenger RNA from Penicillium verrucosum, 216 nucleotides. RefSeq lists its product as uncharacterized. The transcript has a single exon. Bases 1 to 216 code for a protein of 71 amino acids. NCBI's taxonomy places the organism in Eukaryota, Fungi, Ascomycota, Eurotiomycetes, Eurotiales, Aspergillaceae. The record is from RefSeq and is a predicted model, not a curated record.
AUGAAAUGUUGGUUCAAAGAGUUCAACGACCGAGUCACGGUCGCGAUUACAUUGACUGUCCAUGCUCGUGACCGAACUACCAUCGAACAGUGUGGAAGGAAUUCACGGCCUGACGGAAGCAUGGACCUUCGGAUUCCUGCUCAAAUGAUGGACAUUGUCCGCAAACCAUCGCCAAACUGUCCGGGUCAGUGGGGAGCUCAAGCUGCAGCUUCGUGA